Molecule: messenger RNA, 252 nt
Organism: Penicillium vulpinum
Lineage: Eukaryota; Fungi; Ascomycota; Eurotiomycetes; Eurotiales; Aspergillaceae
Exons: 1
Coding region: 1-252 (83 amino acids)
Source: RefSeq, a predicted model, not a curated record
AUGGGUCUUGUAAAGCUCUUGCUCAAAGCGAUCCUUAUCCCAAUUGUUGUCCUCCUUGUUAUUGCGGUUGCUAUUUUCCUUCUCAUCAAAAUGCGCAGUGAUCGCAAAAAGAAAGAAAAGGAACUGGAGAAUUCUUUCCAACCACCCCCUAUACAGCAAUGGGUGCCGUACACCCCGGUCCAGCAACCAGCGCCGGCAUACGUCAAGACACCAGGGGCGAUGGAGCAAGGAGGUGGACACGCACAGCCUUAG